Messenger RNA from Talaromyces marneffei, 1002 nucleotides. RefSeq lists its product as uncharacterized. Lineage: Eukaryota; Fungi; Ascomycota; Eurotiomycetes; Eurotiales; Trichocomaceae. The coding region runs from base 1 to 1002 and encodes 333 amino acids. Gene Ontology annotation, molecular function: zinc ion binding; ubiquitin protein ligase activity. The transcript is spliced from 5 exons. The record is from RefSeq and is a predicted model, not a curated record.
AUGCCACCAUUCACUCCAAGCCCGUAUCGUACCUCCCAAAAACGUUCCCUCGAUGACGCGCAUGACAACAGUCUCAAAAAGCGUCGCGCGCAAUAUGUGCCACCAAAUGGUAGUGAAGUGAUCGAUUUGACGCGCGAUUCACCUGAGCCAUACACUCUACCUCCAAUUUCACCCAAUACUAAAGGAAAACGAACACCAAAAACACCUCGCUCAAGCCAGUCAAGUCAAAGCCAAUACCCAUUCGAAAAACGUCGGAGGAAGUUUAGGUCUAAUCCGCCGCGGACGUAUUUGGAGAAAAUGCAUCGUGCGACCACACAACGGAUGUUCGUAAUCUCGCGCCGUCGUUCGGAGAAUGGGGGCAUUACUGAGGAGAACGUGGAUAUCGUGGGGACAACGGGGAAUAUAUAUACGGUGACUAUCACAUACGAGCCGCGGUGCACAUGUCCCGAUGCAAUGAAGGGGAAUCAGUGCAAGCACAUUAUUUAUGUUCUCGUGAAUGUAUUGAAAGCCCGUGAAGAUCUGAGGUAUCAAUUGGCAUUUAUCUCUACUGAACUCCGCCAAAUGUUCGAAAACGCGCCUCUAGAGACCGAAGAAGCACACGCAGACAAGGACAACGACGCCUCAGGAAAACGCAAGCCAAUCGAAGGCGACUGUCCGAUCUGUUUUAUGGAGUUUGAGCCCAACAAUGAGAAAAUAAUCUGGUGCAAGGCAGGUUGUGGAAACAACAUUCACAAAACCUGUUUCGAUCAGUGGGUUGCUACUACACGUAACCAAGGAGUUCGAUGCGUUUUAUGUCGAACGGAUUGGCCCGCCGAUGCAAAAGCGACACUUGACAUGAGGUCGCUCAUGAGCAAGGCGAAGGCAGGUGAAGAUGGGUAUAUGAAUGUUGCGAGUGCGGUUGGCUUGUCUGGCCGUCGUGACUAUUCGACUUAUCAUAGUUAUUGGGUUAAUCGUCAUCUUGGGCGACGGCGGUAUGGAAGGUCUUAUUACUAUGAUGAUUGA